CUGGCCCACGAUUCCAUCCUCUCCCCUUUCCUGAGGUCCGAUUGGUGUAGUCCUUCGGGUCCGGGGCUCUAGGUGAGGUCCCCCGGGGCCCGACCCCUGGUACAAGUCAACUUGGUAUCGCCUGCUACUCUCAUAUACCCCCCUCCCUUUGGUAUGGUCUCUCCCUACUGCCACGCCCCCCCUGGAGUUAUUUCUCGCACGUCUUCCCAGUUCCGUCACCCCCGGGCUUGGGCGACCCGUAGUCUCUUUCCAGUCUUCUUUGGCUAAGGGUCCCCCCAGCCUUGUGUUGGUACGGUCCAGCUACGGCCUCUUCCUGGACGCCGUUGGUAGGCGCUGGGCUCCCCCGCUCGCAGCAGUGGUUCGGUCGCGGCGACCCUCUCCGGCCGCGCGGCCCCCGCGCUUGGUACGCUCCGACCCGUCUCCCCCGAAGCCGCGCACCCGCGCCCCUUACUCGUUGGAGCCCGUAUCCCCCCGAGCGGCCCGCGGCAGCCCCCAGUCCACUCGCCCCGCGCCUGCCAUGGUUCGCCCGCGCCGUGCUCCGCACCGCUCUGGCGUUGGGGGCCCCCUCGGGGGUCGCGGCCGCCCCCCGCGACCCAUCAUGACCUGCACAGCCCGCUCGCGCUCCUGGCCGGCCAUCCCCCGUGGCCCGCAGCCGCCGCGGAUCCGGGCCCGUUCGGCCCCUCCUAUGGAAGGCGCACGGGUGUUUGGUGCCCUGGGCCCCAUCGGGCCUUCCUCACCGGGGCUCUCACUUGGUGGCCUGGCGGUGGGUGAACACCGGCUCAGCAACAAGCUGCUGGCCUGGAGUGGUGUCCUCGAGUGGCAGGAGAAGCGCAGACCCUAUUCGGACUCGAGUGCGAAGCUGAAGCGGAUGCUGCCCUGCCAGGCCUACGUGAACCAGGGCGAGAACCUGGAGACCGACCAGUGGCCCCAGAAGCUGAUCAUGCAGCUGAUCCCGCAGCAGCUGCUGACUACCCUGGGCCCCCUGUUCCGAAACUCCCAGCUGGCACAGUUCCACUUCACCAACCGAGACUGUGACUCCCUCAAGGGACUCUGCCGCGUCAUGGGCAACGGCUUCGCGGGCUGCAUGCUGUUCCCCCACAUCUCCCCCUGCGAGGUGCGCGUGCUUAUGCUUCUGUACUCGUCCAAGAAGAAGAUAUUCAUGGGCCUCAUUCCCUACGACCAGAGUGGCUUCGUCAGUGCCAUCCGGCAGGUUAUCACUACUCGCAAGCAGGCAGUAGGCCCAGGUGGUGUCAAUGCAGGCCCUGUACAGAUUGUCAACAACAAGUUCCUGGCGUGGAGUGGUGUCAUGGAGUGGCAGGAGCCUAGGCCUGAGCCCAACAGUCGCUCCAAGAGGUGGCUGCCAUCCCACAUCUAUGUGAACCAGGGCGAGAUCCUGAGGACGGAGCAGUGGCCGCGGAAGCUGUCCAUGCAGCUCAUCCCACAGCAGCUGCUGACCACCUUGGUGCCACUGUUCCGGAACUCCCGCCUGGUGCAGUUCCACUUCACCAAGGACCUGGAGACACUGAAGAGCCUGUGCCGGAUCAUGGACAAUGGCUUCGCGGGCUGCGUGCACUUCCCCUACAAGGCCUCAUGCGAGGUGCGCGUGCUGACGCUCCUGUACUCCUCGGAGAAGAGGAUCUUCAUAGGCCUCAUCCCCCAUGACCAGAGCAACUUCGUCAAUGGCAUCCGCCGUGUCAUCGCCAACCAGCAGCAGGUCCUCCAGCGGAACCUGGAGCAGGAGCAGCAGCAGCGAGGGAUGGGGGGGUAGUGCCCCCCCACCAGGGCCAGGCCUCCAGGAGCCGCGGAUGAGGCCCCCACAGACUGGUCAGAUGCUUCAGAAUGGGGCCCCUGGGGAGUGCAAUUGUGCAUCAAGAUGGAGGACAGCAUCCAGAGGCGCCUCCAAGGACAGUCCCACCCCUGUAGUUUCCCCAAUAAAGCCUUUUAAAAAACC
Molecule: messenger RNA, 1951 nt
Organism: Loxodonta africana (African savanna elephant)
Lineage: Eukaryota; Metazoa; Chordata; Mammalia; Proboscidea; Elephantidae
Gene: PTOV1
Product: PTOV1 extended AT-hook containing adaptor protein
Exons: 13
Coding region: 518-1768 (416 amino acids)
Biological process (GO): positive regulation of transcription by RNA polymerase II
Cellular component (GO): transcription regulator complex
Source: RefSeq, a predicted model, not a curated record